GCUGGAGCUCAGUGGCCAGCUAGCCAGACUCAGUCGGGAAGGAAUAACGUUAGCUCAUAAUAACCGAGGUCGCUGCUACGAAACGUUGUCCCGGUUGAACUGUUUCUCAAAUAGUCAUUGCUGCAGCAUGCACGAAAUUGUUGAAGCAGGGGUUCCCAUUCAUAGGAAAUUAGUACUGAACCUGUUACCAGAGGAGGGUUUGGUUGCAGAAACGCCGUUGCUAGUGCGCUAGCUGGCUAAUGUAAAUGCUAGUGCAGGAUCCUUGUUGCUUAGCUAGCUUCCCUAAUAACAAGCUAACCUGCUGUAGCUUGUCACUUUGUGUCAAAAGAAGGAGUUAAUCCCGGUAUGGGGGACAUGAAGACCCCAGAUUUUGAUGACCUGUUGGCAGCAUUUGACAUUCCUGACAUAGAUGCCAAAGAGGCCAUCCAGUCUGCACCAGAUGAGGCAGAGGGACCCCAUGGAGCUGCGGGCGCACCUCUGGGAAAGUCGGAUAGUGUGGUGGGCGUUGGGUCAUCCUUGAGACCACCGAGCCCCUCAGACCCCCAGGCGGACACCUCAAUUGUUAGUGUGAUUGUGAAGAAUAAAGUACGCCUUGAGACCGUAGAUGGAGGGGAGGGAGACACAGACCAGGACCCUAUCGAUGUGAUCGCAGGGGUAGAUGUAGGUCCUAGACUAGGUGCGUGUGCCCCUGGAAUGGCUGAAUCUGAGGCUCUCAACCACAACGGUUUUGGAGCGUCUGGUGUCUCCACGCCCCUUCCCCUCAGCCAGGCCCAGUCUAACGGAGCGCCGUGGUCCAUGAACACCCCUAAAGUGUCAGAAGCAGCAGGUGCGGGUGCAGCCAAGUCUCACAAGCAGGGCGGGAAUAUUUUCAACAGACUUAAACCGCUUGUGGCGCAGGGAUCUGGAGAUCCAGUGGGCCGGGCCCGGAAGAUGCAGCUUCUACAGCAGCAGCACCAGCAGCAGCAAGAUACAGGCCAAGAGAGGGCAGAUGGGGUCAAAGCAUCAUUACCUUCAUCUUCCUCUCUAUCAGCUGGCUCAUCUCCUCUGGCUGCAGGUGGGCCCGUCGGAUUAGCCUCGCCUUUCUUUCCGCCUUCCAAGCCUCUGCUUCCCACUCCACCUUCUGCCCUUUCAUCACACCCGCUCCACUCAUCUCAGCCUUUUAACGGAGCUCCAAAAGUUGGCCCUGCUGGAUUUCAGCACCAGCAGAUGGAGGAGGAUGAUUCUGACCCUGAUUUGGGGAGUCCACUGGUGAUCCAAGAGAACCCAGAAUCCCCGACUUGUACUCAACUGAGCCGACGUUACAAGUCUGACUCUGUCUCCACUCAGCCCACAUCCUCUACUGCAUCUCACCCUAAACCUGGGGACACCCCUUCAGGGGCAUCUCUGACUUCAACACCCCAGUCUGGCUCAACAGAGAGUCCCCAGCUGGAGGACAGGCAUCCAGAACAUGUCAUAGAGGAGAGAGACUCACCAGAGAGUCCUGAACCAGAGAUGCCGAAAUCAACUGCUCAAGUUGCAGCUAAGAGGUGCUCCAGCCCUGCAUUGGCCUCCACUCCCCCUCCUCCUGAACUGCGGGAGCCCAAAGAGGAGGAGGAAGAGAUGGAAGUGGGGAAUGGGAUAGAGAAGGUCGUUGAUGGAAAAGCUGACAAGGGAGAAAAUGCGAGAACAAGCGAGGAGAAGAUGGAGGUAGAUGAUGGCAAGCCUAAACCUCCUUCCACUGACGGAGAAGCAGGCAUUUCUGCGCCUGCAGCUUCUGGAGCUCCAUCCCGACCCCUCAAAGUCAGAAUAAAAACAAUUAAAACCUCCACAGGUGGAAUCACUAGAACUGUCACAAGGGUAGCGCCUAAAGGUGGUGCUGCAGGGAAAGGUUUGGACCCUAAAGCUCAAACUGGGGAACGUAAGGUGUUAGGAAACAAGGCCCAAAAACUUGAAGCUGCCCCUGGUCACAUGACAACAACAUCCCAGAAAGUAAGUGCUCUCAAUUCUCUGCCUGUGUCUACACUCGCAGCCAGCAGCGUCAUGCUAGCUGCCGCCACGAAGGUCCAAAACAAAAUGGCUGCAUCUGACAAGGCCAAGGUUUCUGCCACUGCCGUUAGCAUCACUAAAUCUGCUGCCCUGCCUGUAACUCCCGCCGUGGCCUCCUCUCCCAAGUUCUCAGUUGCUGCUGGUGGGAUUAGUGUCCGUACAGCCACUAAUAAGACCGCUAACGGAGGUAGCAGCACCAUCAUAGGCGGCACCCUCCAGCCAAACAAACCUGCCUCCAUCGUCAACAGUACAGGCGCUGUCAUCUCCCGCAGUCAGUCGAGCCUGGUAGAGGCUUUUAACAAAAUCCUGAACAGUAAGAACCUUUUGCCGAGCUACAAGCCCGACCUAUCAGCACCUCCACCACCUGAGUGGGGUCUCCCUCUUCCAGCCACAGGGUACCGCUGCCUGGAGUGCGGAGAUGCUUUUGCCCUGGAGCGCAGCCUGGCUCGACACUACGACCGCCGAUCACUCCGCAUCGAGGUGACCUGCAACCAUUGUGCUAAGAGGCUGGCCUUCUUCAAUAAGUGCAGCCUGCUGCUGCAUGCCAGGGAGCAUAAGGAGCGUGGGCUGGUCAUGCAGUGCUCACACCUGGUCAUGAGGCCUGUCACUGUAGAGCAGAUGAUUGGACAGCAGGACAUAACACCCAUUGGUGGCCUGCUCUCCUCUUCGUCCUCCUCUCCUCCAGUCUCCUCUCCUUCUACCACACCCGGGGGCCCCGCCGUCUCUGCCAACUCCAGCCCAAUGAAGGAUGCUUCAUCUCCAGCAACAGCCCAGCCUCGACCGGUCCGCCGUGCACCUCAGGGCCCCCAGGCACUGAUGCCUCUGCCUUGCAAGAAGGCAGAGGGGCUGCAGUACAACAACUUCAAAUGUCCAGAGUGCCAAACGCAAUUCUCUGGCAAGGCUGAGCUGGUCACCCACUUUCAGCAGAUCAGAGCUGCUCCCAACUCAACAUGUACGCAAUGCUCGCCUCCCAUGAUGCUGCCUAACUCGUGUGCCGUGUCCGCCCACCAGAGGAUCCAUAAACACAGAGCGCCUCAUGUCUGUCCAGAGUGUGGCGGCAUCGCCCGGCAGGCCAGCUUCCAGACCCACCUGGAGGAGGCCUGUCUGCACUUUGCCAGGCGCAUUGGAUACAGGUGCUCAAGCUGCCAGGUCGUGUUUGGAGGGUUGAACUCAAUCAAGUCCCACAUUCAGACUGCUCACUGCGAGGUCUUCCACAAGUGCCCCAGCUGCCCCAUGGCUUUCAAGUCUUCCCCUAGCGCCCAGAGCCACAUCAGCACCCAGCACCCAACGCUCACUGGAGGACAGGCCAAAAUGAUCUACAAGUGUGUGAUGUGUGAUACGGUUUUUACCCAAAAACCCUUGCUGUACAUGCACUUUGACACUCAUUUAGCCAAGCAAAAAGUACACGUGUUCAAGUGUCCUGACUGCACCAAGCUCUACGCCCAGAAAGGAUCAAUGAUGGAGCAUAUUAAGACCGCUCACAGAGGACCUUCAGCCAAACAGACAGAGCCUCAGUCCGAUGCUUCUAACCCUGCCUCAGCCCCGGCCAACGCUUCCGGUCCCUCUGGCGUCAAAUCAAAAUCCUCUGGAAAACCUGACAACUCUGACGGAGAGGACUGGGGGCGGGAACAGGAGGAGGAAGAAGAAGAGGAGGAAGACGACGAUGAUGACGAUGCGGACGAGGACUACGAGGCUCCAGGGACACACCCGACCUCCACGGGGGGCAGCAGUCAACCCCCCGCCCAGACUGAGUGGACGUGUCCCCAGUGUCAGGCCACCUUCACUGACAACGAAGACUAUCUGAGUCAUGUGAAGAUGGAGCACGGCAAGUUCCCUUGUCGUAUUUGUGGAGGCACGUUCAGCACGUCUUCCAGCCUGAGACGUCACGAGCGUGUCAUUCAUGAGGGCAAUAAGAGAGUCUUCCAUUGCCAAUAUUGCACAGAAGGCAAACGAACCUUUGGCAGUCGGUUUUUACUGGACAAGCAUAUUCGGCUCCAUCACAGAACCACAGAUGGACAGGGUCCCCCCAUGACCAGGAAGCGUGCAGCCACAGGGGGAGAAGGACCAGGUAGCUCCUCAGAACAAGACGGUGAGAGCGGACCUCCUGGAGGCAGGGCAGGGGACGAGGAAGAAAACACCACUGAGGACGGUGAGGAGGGUGCAGGUCCUGCAAAGAGAACCAGGGCUUCCAUUGCAUCGUCAUCGUUGGCACCCAACGAGCUGGAGGAGGAAGACAACAUUUUCCGUUGCGUCCCCUGUGGCUUCUCCACCGAGGACGGGGCGGAGUUUCAGCGCCACAUCCCCCAGCAUCGGGCCGACACAGCCUCCUUCCAGUGCCUGCAGUGCGGCGUCUGCUUCGCGUCGGCAGGCUCUCUCAGCAGGCACCGCUUCAUCACUCACCGCGUGCGGGACACCCAGAGCGACGCAGACCGCAGCACCCCACGCGCUCACGGCUCUCCCGACGGCUCGCCCGCCUCCUCCCCUCAGGCACAGGGCGAGGACGGAGAGGGGAAUCUGAGCUGCAAGGUGUGCGGCCGGCGUUUCGACAAGGCCUCGGACCUCAACACCCACUUCAGGACCCACGGCAUGGCCUUCCUCACCGCACACAAGACAGACAAGCCCCAGUAGAGAGCGGGCGGGUCCUCUGAGACCGACAGAUCAUCUACAACGAGGAGUCGAGGGUCACGACGGAGGAGAGAGGCUGUAGAAUAUGAAUGUUGAUCCUGAGAUGAAACAGAGCUGCUUCCUCUGCAGUUUUUUUUUUUAGCCACUAUAAACAGUUUAACUCCAUCUAUGGCACCUCUUCUGUGCAAUUGUAAUUGCAUGUUUGAUCAUGUUACUGGUCACGUGACUGUACACACCUGUGAUAGACUCUUGAGUGGAAAGGCUCUCAAACAGCCCGCCCGAGUAAAGCAUUUAUAUAUCAGCCAUACUGUAUCUAAUAUGUCUUGUCCUUCCUUUUCAGUCACUCUCACUCUGCACUGACUGUAGCCACCUGCCUGUUUUAUCAUGUAACACACUUAAAUACAUACACCUCUCACUGUACUCCUGACAGCUGUAGUGCCGAUAUUUUUGUACUUUACAUUGUUCAUGGUAUUCAUACUUGUUUGCCUCAAGUCCAUGCUCAUUUUUCUGGAAUUAGAUCAGUUUUACCGUCUCCAGAGGCCGGUACGACGGAUUUCAAGCCAAGAUCUCAAGAUGUCUGAAGCAUGAGUGAGUGUUUAGAGAAUUUGACACUGACUUUUAUGUUGCUCUAAUAUUUAUUUAUACGAAACACAUUACUGCUGUUGGUAUUUGUUUGAGUCAGUUGCGUCAAAUCUUACCUGACAUGGUGCGAUUUACCUGCAAGAGAGACAUGAGAUGAGAAUCUUUGAAGGCAUUUUAUUAGGAGACGAGGUUACUGGAGGUCUGUAACCUGUGUAGUGUGAAUAAUGUGUGAUGUUGUUAAUCGUUAAACUAGAAGAAAAGGAGAGGUCAGGCUUCCUGCUUGUAGUAUGUGAGUACGAGUUUUGCCAUGUAAAUACAUAUUACACUAAAAGAAAGCGUUCUGGUUUUAGUAACUUGCUAUGAUAAUGUGAAUACGUAUAGUAUUUGUACUUGUACUUGUACUGUUCCCUUUUUUUUCUCCAAACAAUUUCAAGUUUAAAAGAAAAAAAGAAUCCCCCCCCCCCAGAGGUAGCUAUUCAUUGUAAUUACAAAGCAGAGGGAGAGUGAGGGGGUUGUGUUGUCUUAAUGUGUAUGAAUACAAAUGUUUAUCUCUUUGAGACGGUUCUUUUUUAUCUACAGAAUCAGUGCUUGCUGUAAUCACAUUUCUUUUGUAUGUUUCAAAAACGGCCUUCAUGGUCACAGGAUGGAGGCGUAUGAGUAGAUUUUUUUUUUGUUUGUAUCUUUUAUAUGUCAUAUCAUAUUUAUAUAGCUCAAUUUCCAUGGUUGUGGUCUGCUUGCUGAAAUGCCAUACACUUUUGUGCUGUUUCGAAAUAAAUGUGUAAAAGAGAUGCAGAAUUGAGGGUCGCAUUCA
This is a messenger RNA of Siniperca chuatsi (mandarin fish), 6043 nucleotides long. RefSeq names its product zinc finger protein 687b (gene znf687b). The record is from RefSeq and is a predicted model, not a curated record. The transcript is spliced from 10 exons. The coding region runs from base 346 to 4653 and encodes 1435 amino acids. Lineage: Eukaryota; Metazoa; Chordata; Actinopteri; Centrarchiformes; Sinipercidae.